AAUAAACCCAAUUAUGUUAAAUUUACAUUAUACACCCUAUUGAAAAAUCCAAAAGAAAACCCAAAGGGAAGGAAACCGCACUCUUGAAAAAGAAAAAAGAAGGGAAAUGAAAAGCUAUUAAAACUUAAAAGAGACGAGGGGAGAAGGGAUGAUACAUCCUGAUUCUGCGAUUCAGCUUCUCUCUGCUAUCACGGCUUGUUCGGAGAUUUUACUCCUUAGUUUUCAACUUGUUACUCCUCUAGCAGAAGGACCGUGUACGAGCAACUAAGCAAAGCCAAAUUAAGGAUAGUCUGAGAUGUCGAAAUUCACAUGGAGGAUUGAAAAUUUCUCCCAAUUGGAUGCUAAAAAGCUUUACUCUCUCACUUUUCUCGUUAAUCAGAACAAAUGGAGGGUGCUCCUUUGUCCAAAAGGGAACAACACAGAUCACUUGUCUCUGUACCUGGAUGUGCCCGAUUCGUACAGCUUACCAGCAGACUGGAGUGUACCAACAAAGUUCAGUAUAUCUCUUAUUAAUCAGAUAGACUGCAACGGAACCAUCACGAAAGAGACCGACCACACUUUCAAUUCUAAAGAAAGUGAUUGGGGCUUUACUUCCUUCGUCCCUCUUAGUGAAUUUCAUGACAAAAGUGGAGGCUUUCUUGUUGAAGACAUUUGCUUGAUUGAAGCGGAAGUUUAUGUUUCACAAGCUUCCUCAGAUAAAGAUUUGAGUGCUUCUCUUGCUAUUAAUACUGUGGAUUCUGUGUACAUCGAGGCUCAAUCGUUUCUUGAAUCAUUGCACAAGGCACCAAUCACGGGUGUAUCUAAUGCUACAUGUGAAAUGCCUAUGUUUGAAGGGCAUUCAACUUUUGCAAAAGAAAUCUUUGACAAACUCAUAUCAUACCGUUUGGAGGAUUUAGCUGAACCCAAGCAUGAAACUGCAAUGAUGGAUUCUUUGUGUAAACUGACCAACCACCUUCAUCUGUUUAGCGAUGUGCAAGCUAAACAGAUUGUAAACUUGAAAGCUACGUUUCCUCAAAUAAUGCAGGAAUGGAGAGACUCGGUUCAAGUCAAGAGCCCUGGUGGGCACCCCUGGUCUACUCUUGAGAAAACCAAAAGCUUGCUCCAAGAUCUAGUGAAAACGGAAGAGGGAAUACAGACAAAGCUGAAGGAUCUAAAUAACACAGAAAAGGAAUUGGAAGCUCAGCUGGAAGCAAUCAAAAGCAAUAGUCGACAACUCCAGGAGGAAAGAGAGGACGUAUCUAAGCAGACAAAGAUAGUGUGUUCUCUUGCUAAAGACCAGGCUAGCAGAGUUCAAGCAAAAGAGGCAGAAAUAGACCGCGCCAACAAAACACUUGAGCAAAGAUUGAAGUCAGAGUGGGCUGCAACCAGACAUCUCUUUGCUUGAGAAAAAUUGGGAUGGUCUAUGGCCUUUGACAGCACUCCCUCCCACUCCACCCCACAUAUCUCUUUUAGCUAUAUCAUAUCAUGUGUAGGGUUUUACCUCAUUUGAAUAAUGGUUAAGACUUGGUGUUUUUUGUUAGACAAAGACUUCUCAUUGGCAUCAACUUUUUGUUAUG
Molecule: messenger RNA, 1556 nt
Organism: Cuscuta campestris
Lineage: Eukaryota; Viridiplantae; Streptophyta; Magnoliopsida; Solanales; Convolvulaceae
Source: the annotation of a GenBank genome assembly